CAAAAUUUAUUCAAAAGACAAAAAAAAAUUGUUUAAAAUUCAGAUUUUUUCUUUCUUUUCUCUUUAUUUAAGUUAUCAACACUUUUUCAACUUAGUAUUCGUCCGACAGUCGCAUCGACAAAGUGAAUUCCGGCACAAAAACGAGACAAAAUGGAGCCACAAACACAGAAAAAUGAAGAAACUUCGGCGUUACUUGGAAAUUUUCCACAACAACCAAGAAGAGACUGUAGUAAAAGUAACGUAAAAUCCUCGAAGAAACAAGUGAUGGCAGACAACGAGGUAGAAAAGACUGAUUCGGAAGUCAAGCGAAUGUCAACGACAACGACGACAACUCCGAACAAUGACACGGCCAAUAACAAUACAAUCGAAAUAAAGUUGGAAUCUAUGACAAAUAAUAGUUUAAAUAAUCAUGCAACGAGUAUCAAUGGCGGGACGCACAUCACGAAACUCAGUAGUUGUAGCAGCACCGCUGCCGACAGCACCAAGGACAGCGACAUCCCCAAACAAAUCGAUGACCAAUCGCAAUUUAUUGCCAUGGAUUUUGAUCAAUUUUUGCCGCACGUUGGCGAUUGCGGGCGCUAUCAGGCACUCAUUUUCAUCGUUAUGAUUCCCUUUUGUUUCUUCUUUGCCUUUGUCUACUUCGCACAAAUGUUCAUCACGCUCGUGCCGAGCAAGUAUUACUGCAAUGUGCCUGAACUGGAUUACUUUAACUUGACCGAGGAUGAGAGGAUAUCGAUAAGUAUCCCCCUCGACCCAGAUGACGGUAAAAUAAACAAGUGCCAGAUGUACGAUGUUAACUAUAGAGAAAUUAUUGAAGCAGGCAUCACACAGCCGAAUCGCACGUGGCCUGUAAAAAACUGUGAUAAUGGUUAUACUUACGUUUUUAGUGAUAUUCCAUACCCGACAAUAGCAACAGAGCUCAAUUGGGUUUGCGAUCAAGCAUUCCUACCAAACUUGGCACAAAGUAUUUUUUAUGUCGGCGCAAUUGUGGGAGGAUUAUUUUUCGGAUGGAUUUCCGAUCAUUACGGGCGAGUUCCGGCAUUAGUUGGCUGUACUGUGGUCGGAGGUGUGGCUGGCAUUGUAACAAUUUAUGUGACGGAUUUCUGGGGUUUCGCAAUUUGUCGGUUUUUCGUUGGAUUCGCUUACGACAACGUCUACACGAUGAUUUACAUUUUAAUUAUUGAGUACACAGGCGUGAAAUGGCGAACGUACAUUGCCAAUUUAUCCAUUGCUGUAUUUUUCACGAUAGCCGCAUGUGCUUUGCCAUUCCUUGCCUUAUACUUACUGGAUUGGCGGUUGUUUGCGGUACUCACGUCAGCGCCUUUGUUGCUUGCGAUUUUGACGCCUUAUGUCGUGCCCGAGUCAGCAAUGUGGUUGGUGUCGCAGGGAAAAAUCGAUCGCGCGAUACGAAUUAUGAAGCAUAUUGCGAAGAUGAAUCGGAAGGAGGUUGAUCAGAGUGUUUAUGAUCAAUUUGAGGAGAGUUGUAAGGCGAUGCGGAAGAACGAGGAAGCGCAUAAAAGUUAUUCGAUGCUGGAUUUGUUCAAAACUCCACGAAUUAGGAAUAUUACUAUUUUGCUCAUUAUUAUGUGGAUGACAAUAUCGCUCGUUUUUGACGGUCACGCAAGGAACGUUGGAUCCCUCGGAAUGGAUUUAUGGAUCACCCAUACUCUUGGAACAGCGACCGAACUUCCAUCGGAUUUGCUGCUAAUCUUCAUGAUCGACUACUGGGGACGUCGUUGGCCCUCCGUCGGAGCAUUACUCAUCGGCGGCAUCUUUAGUUUACUUGCUGCUGUUGUGCCUUUCGGUAUUUCUUCCGCAGCUUUAGCGAUUCUCGGACGUGCUUCUGCCAAUUUUUCGUACAACUUGGGAUGUCAAUACGCUGCCGAGUUACUUCCGACUGUCGUGCGUGGGCAAGGCAUCACGUUGAUUCACAUCAUGGGCUACGUGGCAAGUCUCAUUGCGCCAUUUGUCGUGUAUUUGGCGAAUUUUUCGACAUCGUUGCCGUUGAUAGUGCUCGGAAUCGUGGGAAUUGUUGGAGGAUUAUUUUGCUUAUAUUUGCCGGAAAGUUUGAACUGUGAACUGCCACAGACAAUGGAAGAUGGCGAAGAAUUCGGAAAAGAUCAGAAAUUUUGGAGUUUUCCGUGCUGCGGAGCGCAUCGCGUUAACAAAAAGAAGACGACGAACGAAGAAGAUGUCGAAGGAAAAUCGAUUUAGCAGCUUUUUAGGCAGAAAAUUAGGAAUGAGAGGGGAGUCUCUCUCACAAAAAUUGUUAAAAUGUUGUUUUUUUAGAU
Molecule: messenger RNA, 2291 nt
Organism: Culicoides brevitarsis
Lineage: Eukaryota; Metazoa; Arthropoda; Insecta; Diptera; Ceratopogonidae
Product: carcinine transporter-like
Exons: 9
Coding region: 151-2214 (687 amino acids)
Biological process (GO): transmembrane transport
Cellular component (GO): membrane
Molecular function (GO): transmembrane transporter activity
Source: RefSeq, a predicted model, not a curated record